UAACCCCAAUUUCAACUCACUGUGAGUCUCAGCUUCAGCUUCUGGUCCAGAAGGCAAACUCUCAUUUUCCCACAAUCAGUCUUUGUUUUCAGUUUAAAUGGCUUGAAAUCUGUUCACUUCAAUCCUUUGGUGCUUUAGUUUGUAAUCUAUUUCCUGAAUUUUCUUCAGUCUUAGAAUAGAAUUUUGUUCAAUCUAUGCCAGGUCUUCCGCUCAUAAAGUGUAGCUAUCCUGGUAUGAGUAUCUGAAACUUCAAUGGAAUUUUGUUGAAAAUUCUUGUUGUCAUAUUUUACGUCUUUGUUUCGAGCUCCUUCACCCAAAAGCCAAAGAUCUCAUGCUCGUAUAUCUCUGUUCUUUAGUCAUAUGCAUUUUCUUGGCUCUGCCUGAUUUGGGGAGUGAUUCAAGAUUUUUCUAAAUCAGGAAAAAACUGAAACCAAGUUGAACUUUUGAGUCAAUGAGGAACACUUAUAAACUCGGUUUUGUGUCUAUACCUAUACCCAUUAUUCUUUACUUGGCCUUUACAAUUCAUGCAACUCUGGCCGCCAAUUAUGUACCAACUGAGAAAAUCUUCCUAAGUUGUGGGGGUCCUCCUACAAGUACCGAUACUGAUGGUCGCCAAUGGAACACGGAUAUUGGGUCUAAGUAUCUGUCUGCAAAUGUGAAAUCCAGCACGUCCCAAGCAGCUACUCAGGACCCUUCGGUCCCUUCAGUCCCUUAUAUGAGUGCUCGGGUUUUUCCCUCGACCUUCACCUAUAGUAUUCCGGUUGUUGCUGGUCGUAAAUUUGUCCGUCUUUACUUUUAUCCUGCUUCAUAUGCAGGCCUAAAUGCAUCCGAUGGUGUUUUCUCUGUCACAGCCGGGUCUUAUACUCUCCUUAACAACUUCAGUGCUGCGCAGACUACAGAAGCAUUGAAUUUUGCAUUUCUUGUCAAGGAGUAUUCAAUCAAUGUUGAGGGCGCAACAUUGGAUAUAAGUUUCGUCCCAUCUGCCAAAGCUCCAAGGGCGUAUGCAUUUGUGAAUGGCAUUGAGAUCGUGUCAAUGCCUGAUAAUUAUGGUUCUACAGAUGGAACUCUGCGGAUUGUGGGUCAGGGUGCUUCUUUCACCAUUGAUAACACCACUGCACUUGAGAAUGUUUAUCGGUUGAAUGUGGGUGGAAAUGAUAUUUCACCCUCCCUUGAUACGGGUCUUUAUAGAUCCUGGGCUGAUGACUUGCCAUACAUCUAUGGGGCUGCCUCUGGGGUUUCGUAUUCUGCUGAUAACAACAUGACAAUCCAGUAUCCUGCGAGCAUGCCUACUUAUGUUGCUCCACGUGAUGUCUAUGUCACUGCCAGAUCAAUGGGGCCGGAUCCCAAUAUCAAUCCUGCUUACAAUUUGACUUGGAUUUUCACGGUUGACUCUGGAUUCUCUUACCUAGUUAGGCUUCAUUUCUGUGAGAUUGAGGCAAAUAUAACCAAGAUUAAUCAAAGAGUGUUUGAUGUCUUCCUUUAUAAUCAAACUGCGGAGCCAAGGGUGGAUGUUAUUUUCAAGGCAGGCUUGGCUGGUAUUCCUGUGUAUAAGGAUUACUUGGUUCUUGUUCCAGAUGGAAGUCCACAGCAGGAUUUAUCACUUGCACUGCAUCCUUACACAUCUUCCAACCCCAUGAAUUACGAUGCAAUAUUGAAUGGAGUAGAAAUAUUUAAAGUUAAUGAUACAAAUGGUAAUCUGGCCGGGCCGAAUCCUAUUCUUGCUCCUAAACAAGAUUUAAUUGACCCAACAAGAACUAGACCAUCAUUUGGUCAUGGUAAAAGAAAGAAUAAGAAAGCAAUCAUCAUCGGAGUUGUUACUAGUGGAAUUGUCUUAGCCUUUGUUAUUGGUUUCUUUGUUGUUGCUUCUUACCGUUGCCAGCAUGGAAAACACUUGAGUGUAAGGGAAGUUCCUUCUAGGUGGCACCAAGAACACGGACAUGGAAAAGAUUCAAGUGCAAGGGGAGUUCCUUCUAGGUGGCACCAUGAACAUGGACGAGGAUUUACCAAGAACCUUUGUCAACGCUUCUCAUUUGCUGAGAUCAAGGUUGCAACCAAGGACUUCGAUGAGGCUUUACUCCUUGGGUUUGGAGGUUUUGGUAAAGUUUACAAGGGAGAAAUUAAUGGUGGAGCAACCAAAGUAGCAAUCAAGCGUGGAAACCCGCUCUCUGAUCAAGGAGUACACGAGUUUCAAACUGAGAUAGAAAUGCUUUCAAAAGUUCGUCAUCACCACGUUGUUUCAUUGAUCGGCUAUUGUGAAGACAGCUGCGAAAUGAUUCUUGUUUAUGACUACAUGUCUCACGGAACACUACGUGAGCAUCUAUACAAUACCCAAAAACCACCAUUGCCUUGGAAGCAAAGGCUUGAGAUAUGCAUUGGAGCUGCUCGCAGUUUACACUAUCUCCACACAGGUGCCAAGCACACUAUUAUCCACCGAGAUGUUAAGACAACAAACAUUCUCUUGGAUGAGAAGUGGGUUGCCAAGGUUUCUGAUUUUGGCUUGUCAAAAAUAGGUCCUACAUUGGAUAAAACACAUGUAACAACUGUUGUUAGGGGUAGUUAUGGGUAUUUGGAUCCAGAGUAUAUAUUGUUACAGCAACUGACUGAAAAAUCUGAUGUUUACUCAUUUGGGGUUGUUCUUUUUGAGAUCUUAUGUGCUCGGCCAGUAAUGGAUACAUCACUUCCGGAGGAGCAAGUAAGCUUGGUGGAGUGGGUUGUACAUUGCCAAAAGAUAGGUAUUCUUGAUCAGAUGACUGAUCCUUAUCUGAAGGGGAAGAUUGCACCUGAAUGCUUCAAGCAGUAUGCUGUGACUGCAAUGAAAUGUGUGGCUGAUCAGGGCAGAGACAGGCCAUCCAUGGCUGAAGUAUUGUGGAACCUUGAGUUAUCUUUGCAGCUACAAGCUAGUGCAGAGGAGAUAAAUGAAGGAAUUGCCAAUGUGCACAUUGAGGAGGAGACAUUAGUACCCCAUGUAUGGAAGAAAGAUUCUGAUGCAUCCCCAAGUUAUGAUGGUUGUGGAGGCUCAUUUUCUCGAGAAGUCAUGUGUCAGAAGCUUAAUGCUGGCCAUCUCUGGACUGGGUUUUUUUAGCAAGCAAGUUUGAAACCCCAAGGGAAUAGUGGUUGUUGGUAGCUAUUGUUGCACUUCAGAACUAU
Quercus robur (English oak) is the source of this 3147-nucleotide messenger RNA. Its product is annotated as receptor-like protein kinase FERONIA. Gene Ontology annotation, molecular function: ATP binding; protein kinase activity. The record is from RefSeq and is a predicted model, not a curated record. Gene Ontology annotation, biological process: protein phosphorylation. Bases 452 to 3082 code for a protein of 876 amino acids. The transcript has a single exon. Lineage: Eukaryota; Viridiplantae; Streptophyta; Magnoliopsida; Fagales; Fagaceae.